Molecule: messenger RNA, 448 nt
Organism: Orycteropus afer afer
Lineage: Eukaryota; Metazoa; Chordata; Mammalia; Tubulidentata; Orycteropodidae
Product: mago homolog B, exon junction complex subunit
Biological process (GO): RNA splicing
Cellular component (GO): catalytic step 2 spliceosome; exon-exon junction complex; nucleus
Source: RefSeq, a predicted model, not a curated record
AUGGCUAUGGCCAGCGAUUUCUACUUGCGCUAUUAUGUUGGGCACAAGGGCAAGUUUGGACAUGAGUUCCUGGAGUUCGAGUUUCGACCAGACGGAAAGCUUAGAUAUGCCAACAACAGCAAUUAUAAAAAUGAUGUCAUGAUCAGAAAAGAGGCUUAUGUACACAAGAGUGUAAUGGAAGAACUGAAGAGAAUUAUUGACGACAGUGAAAUUACAAAAGAAGAUGAUGCUUUGUGGCCUCCCCCUGACAGGGUUGGCCGACAGGAGCUUGAAAUUGUAAUUGGAGAUGAACACAUUUCUUUUACCACAUCAAAAAUUGGUUCCCUUAUUGAUGUAAACCAGUCAAAGGAUCCUGAAGGCCUACGAGUAUUUUAUUAUUUGGUACAGGACCUGAAAUGUUUAGUUUUCAGUCUUAUUGGAUUACAUUUCAAGAUUAAGCCAAUCUAAA